AUGAUUUCUAAAAAUCUUCAUAUUCUUGGUGAUUCUGCGUUUCCAUUACUCGAGAACCUUUUAGUACCAUACAAGGCUACCCACAUAUUGUCAGAUAGAGAAAAAUUAUUCAAUAAAAGAUUAAGUUCAACUAGAGUGGUUAUUGAACAAGCUUUUGGAUUGUUACUAGGGCGUUUUCGAAGACUCAAGUCACUAGAAUCAAAGUCAGUUGAAUUAAUGAGUCUUAUUGUGACUGGUGCUUGUAUUUUACAUAAUUUGGCUCUUAAGAACAAUGACUUAUUUGAGAUUGAAGAUAAUGACCAAGACUUUGACAUUCAAACUGAUGAAUUUCAUCAAAAUCUAGAUGUUCCAAUAGCAGUCACACAAAGAAAUGGUAUAGACAAAAGAAAUGAAUUGUCUCUUAGGUAA
Messenger RNA from Macrosiphum euphorbiae (potato aphid), 408 nucleotides. The record is from the annotation of a GenBank genome assembly. Lineage: Eukaryota; Metazoa; Arthropoda; Insecta; Hemiptera; Aphididae.